AUGAAUUGUGUGAUGUCCAAUCAAAGUGUUAAACUCAGGUUCGUUAUUGUUGAUGACAAAAUACAAAAUAAAUGUAUACCUAUUUUAGGACUAGACACAUGUGUUAAGUUUGGUUUGGUUGGUAAAAUAGAAGUUAAUAGUAUUAAUAGUAAUGAUGUGGAGAAACAGUUGGUUAAAGAGUAUAAAGAUGUGUUUGAAGGUUUAGGAAAUUUUCCAGAGGAGUAUGAUAUUAAAAUUAGAGAGAAUAGUGAAGGUUGGAUUAAUCCACCAAGGAGGGUACCAGAAUCAAUAAAGGGUGAACUUAAAAAAACACUAGAUAUCAUGACUAAAGAUGGUGUAAUAGUACCUGUAGAUAGACCAGGUAAAUGGUCUAGUAAUAUUGUUAUUGUUGAAAAGCCCAAUAAAAAAUUGCGAAUCUGUUUAGAUCCGUCAGAAUUAAAUAAAGUCAUAAUUCGAGAACAUCAUUUAAUACCAACAAUGGAUGAGAUUAGAAUGAGCUUAAGUAAUAAAAAGUGGUACUCAUUGUUAGACCUUAAAAAUGGGUUUUGGCAAAUUAAGCUGUCUAAAGAGUCCAGCAAUAUAUGUUGCUUUAGUACGCCUUUUGGAUAUUAUAAAUUUACUAGGCUUCCAUUUGGGCUGUCAUGUGCACCUGAAGAGUUCCAAAAACAGAAUCAGAAGUGUUUUGGGGAUAUUGAAAAUAUAAAAAUUUAUUUUGAUGACAUAUUAAUUGCUGCUGAAGAUGAAAGAACACAUGAUAUGGCGGUAAAGUCUGUAUUGAAAAGGGCAAAGUCUGUUGGAAUAAAAUUUAAUGCAGACAAGUUUAUUUAUAAAAAGAAAGAAAUCAAUUAUUUAGGUAUGAUUUUUAGUAUGGAGGGAAUGAAAGUUGAUCCGGACCGAGUUGAGGCGAUUAACAGUUUAAAAGAGCCUAAAAAUAAAGUAGAACUACAACGAAUCAUAGGGAUGUUCAAUUUCCUUAGGCAAUUUAUACCAAACAUGUCACAAUUGAUUGCUCCCAUAAGAGAGUUGUUAAAGAAAAAUGUGUACUGGACAUGGACUAACAUUCAUAGUGAAGUUAUAAGACAAUUGAAACAUAUAAUUACUAACUCACCUGUCCUUGUUAAUUUUGAUCCAAAAAAGGAAAUAAGUAUUCAAUGUGAUAGCUCUAGUAGUGGACUAGGUUGCUGCUUAAUGCAAGAAGGAAAGCCAGUAGCAUUUUCCUCUAGGAGUUUAACAGAUUCAGAGAAACAGUACCCACAAAUUGACAAAGAAAUGUUAAGUAUUUUGUUUUCGUGUCGCAAGUUUCAUAAUUAUAUUUAUGGAUAUCAUACAAAAAUUUGGACGGAUCAUUCACCAUUAACAUCAAUUUAUAAAAAAAAUUUUCAUAAAGUUAUAUCAAAUAGAUUACAAAAAAUGAAACUCAAGCUAUUGAUCUAUGAUUUAGAAAUUAAUUAUUUACCAGGCAAAGAUAUGCAUAUUGCAGAUCUGUUGUCGAGAAAUUAUAUUAAUAAUGAAUUUGACAAGGAAAUUAAUAUUGAAGGGGUAGUACAUUCAAUUAAUAGUACUAUAAAUGUUUCGAAAAUAGCUGAGGCUACAAAGCAUGACCUAGUUCUAGUGAAAAUUUUAGAAUACUAUAAUGAAGGUUGGCCAAAGGAUAAAAAUAAGAUUAGUGGCGAUAUUCAACAUUAUUGGAGUCUUCGUAAUGAUAUUGUUGUUGAAAAAGGAGUUCUUUAUGUUAAAAAUAAAAUUAUUAUGCCUUACAGCCUGAGACGGUUGGCAUUACAGCAGUUACAUGAAGGACAUAACGGUGUGAAUAAAACUGUACUUAGAGCUAAGCAGUUAGUAUACUGGCCUGGGUUGGAUAAUGAAAUAAAACAGUAUGUGUUGAGUUGCAAAGUUUGUGAUAGGUUUAAAAAUUCUAAUACAAAAGAGCCAUUACAGCAUCACCAAGUGGCUAAACUACCUUUUGAAAUUAUAAGUUCUGACAUAUUGACUUAUGGUGGUAAGGACUAUGUUGUUGUCUUUGAUCAUUAUUCAAAAUGGCUAGAAAUAAUCAAAAUAAAUUUUAAAACAGCUCAAGAAGUUAUACAACAGUUUAAAAAGAUCUUCAGUACACAUGGGUAUCCACAAAUAAUACAUUCUGAUAAUCAACCUUAUAGCUCUGAUGUAUUUAAGCAAUUUUGUGUAAUGUAUAAUAUAAAUUUACUAACGUCUAGUCCUAGAUACCCUCAAUCUAAUGGGACUGCAGAAAGAGCAGUACAAACUGCCAAACAAAUGCUUAGGAAAGCUGAUUUUGAAAAAAAAGAAAUACUAGACAUUUUGCUUGAGUAUAGGUGUACAACCUUACCACAGAUCGGAGCUUCACCUUGUGAGUUAGUCAUGAGUAGACUAUUAAGAACUAAGUUUCCAGUAAAUGAGAAUAUUUUAAAACCUAAAAUUCAAGUUAAUGAUGAAAACAGAAUGUUAAACUAUCAAGCCAACUAUAAAGAAUAUUAUGAUAAAAGAACUAAAUCCAAAGAUGAGUUUAAUGCAAAUGAUGAUGUGGUUGUAAAUGAAGGAAGAGUAUGGUUACCUUGUAAAGUUUUAAAUAAAUUAGAUAAUUAUCCAAGGUCAUAUGUAGUCAAGCUACAAAAUGGGCAAAUAGUCAGGCGUACAUCAUAUCAUUUGCGUUACUCAAAGGGACAACACUAUAUUGAAAAUUAUGAAGACAAUGAUGAUAUAAUAUUAGGAGUAAGUAGUAAUGAAGAAGUGGUGAAUUAG
Messenger RNA from Myzus persicae (green peach aphid), 2757 nucleotides. RefSeq lists its product as uncharacterized. Gene Ontology annotation, biological process: DNA integration. The record is from RefSeq and is a predicted model, not a curated record. The transcript has a single exon. Gene Ontology annotation, molecular function: nucleic acid binding. NCBI's taxonomy places the organism in Eukaryota, Metazoa, Arthropoda, Insecta, Hemiptera, Aphididae. Bases 1 to 2757 code for a protein of 918 amino acids.